Akanthomyces muscarius is the source of this 390-nucleotide messenger RNA. RefSeq lists its product as uncharacterized. The record is from RefSeq and is a predicted model, not a curated record. The coding region runs from base 1 to 390 and encodes 129 amino acids. Lineage: Eukaryota; Fungi; Ascomycota; Sordariomycetes; Hypocreales; Cordycipitaceae. The transcript has a single exon.
AUGUACCAGCUCAAAGUAGGCAUACCCGAAGAAAUCAUCCAGCUGGUGAUCAAUAGUGGCAAUGUGGCCACAGUCGCCGGCUCCUGGAUCGCCGGCCAAGGACACAUGUUUUGGAACGUCAUUGGCAGCGUGUUCCAGUACACCUGUGUUCUUCUUGCGAUGGCCACGCUGACCGCGAAUGCGCACAUCUCAAAGGCCUUUGAGAGCCUGGGAAAGCUCGUCCGCGCCACUGAUACGGGGCUGACGCGCGAAGCGUUGUCUAUGGCGCGGCGCCUGCUCAGUCUCAACACGGCAAAGAAGCGCCGGGAGCUGGAGAUGCUGGAAGCAAGCUACCAGGAUUCGCCACCGCAGCCGGAACCUACUGCGAAUUGGUCUGAUAAGAUGACCUAG